Molecule: messenger RNA, 624 nt
Organism: Magnolia sinica
Lineage: Eukaryota; Viridiplantae; Streptophyta; Magnoliopsida; Magnoliales; Magnoliaceae
Exons: 2
Coding region: 195-446 (83 amino acids)
Biological process (GO): translation
Cellular component (GO): ribosome
Molecular function (GO): structural constituent of ribosome
Source: RefSeq, a predicted model, not a curated record
UCUGCCUUGUUCCUCAUUUUCUUCUUCCGCCAGUGGGUGAGCUCCGAAUCUUCAAAGGAUUUCAGGCACAUCUCUCCUGCCGUGGGUGAGCUUCUCUCGAAAUCCAUGUUUUUAUUCCAAAAUCCAUUCCAUCUGUCAUUGCUUUCUCUUUUCUUCUCAUUGGGCCAUGGUUCCGGUUGGCAUUGAUUGUAACAAUGUCGAGAUUUAGCAAUGUCGAGAAGUUCGACACUGCUGCCAAGAUCAAGAUCAUAAAGGAGGUGAGGACAUUCACUGAUCUGGGCCUGAAGGAGGCGAAGGACCUGGUCGAGAAGGCGCCGGUCGUUUUGAAGAAGGGUGUUGCCAAGGAGGAGGUGGGUCCCAUUGUCGAGAAGCUCAAGGAGAUUGGAGCUACUAUUUUCUCUGAGGAGAUGGGAAUAUGUGAUUUUUAUAUGGGCAUUCUUAGGUAAAAAAGAUCUAUCUAGGAGUAGUCUUUCCAUGAAUAUUUAUCUAGAGUCGUUUCCAUUAGGAUGGCAUAUUAUUUUUCGAAGUUACUAAGAGAACAUUUCAUGGAUUGUUUUUAUAAAAUCUUGGCUACUGUGAAUUUCUUGGCCAAAAAAAAAAGAAGCAGAAGAAGAAGAAGAAGAA